GCACUCAGCCACACACCACUACAGAGCGCAGUGUGCAGAUCUAUGACGCAUGCGCGCGGCUCGCGUGUAUGACGCAGAGCCCCCUAACCUGAAAAACAAUGCUAAAUGACAGGCUAAACACUUCGCUCCUCGAUGUAGCAACUGGAAUGUGCGACGGCGCCAGUUUACCACCACGACGGCAGCUACAGUAGAGGGGGGCAGGAUGGCGGAGGAGCGGAGCGUCAGUGGCCCCGUGGCAGCCAUCUCUCCAGUGCAGCAGAUGCUGGCCUCUGGCACUGGAGCGCUCCUUACGUCAGUGUUCGUCACACCGCUGGACGUGGUGAAGAUCAGGCUGCAGGCUCAGCAAACGCCGUUCCACCAAGCUUCAGCCUGUGAGUCUGCCCCGUGGGGCGGAGUCGUCCGCCCGUCCAAGUGGAAGUGUUUCCUUUAUUGUAAUGGACUCAUGGAUCAUGUCUACGUGUGUCAGAACAGAACCAGUUGCACCAGCUGGUACAAAACGCCGACACAUUUCAGCGGGACCCUCGACGCUUUUGUGAAGAUCAGUCGCCAUGAAGGACUCAGGUCUUUGUGGAGCGGACUGCCGCCGACACUUGUCAUGGCCGUUCCCGCCACCGUCAUCUACUUCACCUGCUACGACCAGCUGCGAGACUUCCUGAGAUUCGGUCUGGGUUUCCAGGGCAACCACGUGCCUCUUGUGGCCGGAGCUCUGGCCAGACUGGGCGCUGUGACGGUGAUCAGUCCUCUGGAGCUGGUCAGGACGAAGAUGCAGUCCCGCCCUCUGUCCUACGGCGAGCUGCGAGUGUGCAUCCGCUCGGCCGUGGCCCGGGACGGGCUGCUGUCCCUGUGGAGGGGCUGGGGACCCACUGUCCUCCGAGACGUCCCCUUCUCCGCGUUGUACUGGUUCAACUAUGAGCUGGUGAAGGCGCGGUUGUGCGAACAGUCAGGAACUCCUCAGGCCAACUUCUCCAUCAGCUUCACAGCGGGAGCCGUCUCCGGAGCGAUCGCUGCGAUCCUGACGCUGCCUUUCGACGUGGUGAAGACUCGCAGGCAGAUCCAGAUGGGGGAGAUGGACACACGAGCAGUGUCCUUGAAGAGAACCACCUCCACGUGGCACAUGAUGAAGGAGAUCUGGGCUGAGUUGGGCUACAGGGGCCUCUUCUCAGGUUUCCUGCCCAGGGUGAUCAAAGUGGCCCCGGCCUGUGCGAUCAUGAUCAGCAGCUACGAGUUUGGAAAGACCUUCUUCCAGGAGAGGAACCGGGAGCUGUGAAAUGAGUUGAACGUAGCGGACUGUUCUCACCACCGGAGGAGGAGAGACGAUCGAUGAGAAUUCAAACGACUCCUCUCGGGAAGAAAAUUGGUGCAUGUGGGUUAUGAAUUUUAUGCUCUUGAACAUAUAUAUACUACAAGAAUGAGUAAAUAUUUGAGCAAAAACCUGUCGACGUAUGUGAACGCCACUAUCGGUCAUGUACCAAGCGACGUCAGAACUUGUUACAACACUGGGACAUGAAUCAAAUGUUUCUCCUGCCUUUAACUUUGAAGGAGAAAUAGUUAAUUUGUUUAUCCUCUGUUUCGAUUUGUUUUUUAUUAUGAAUGAAAUGGUAAUAAAUUGAAAGAUGGCUUGA
Molecule: messenger RNA, 1622 nt
Organism: Scophthalmus maximus (turbot)
Lineage: Eukaryota; Metazoa; Chordata; Actinopteri; Pleuronectiformes; Scophthalmidae
Gene: slc25a39
Product: solute carrier family 25 member 39
Exons: 12
Coding region: 203-1267 (354 amino acids)
Biological process (GO): mitochondrial transmembrane transport
Source: RefSeq, a predicted model, not a curated record